Molecule: messenger RNA, 1906 nt
Organism: Camellia sinensis
Lineage: Eukaryota; Viridiplantae; Streptophyta; Magnoliopsida; Ericales; Theaceae
Molecular function (GO): inositol phosphate phosphatase activity; acid phosphatase activity
Source: RefSeq, a predicted model, not a curated record
AUUCCCCUGAAAAAUUCCCCCCCUCCUUCUUUUUCAGUGUUCUUCGAAUUCGAAUCCCCACCAUCACCAUCUUAGAGAGAGAGAGAGAGAGAAUGGAAAAGGAGGCCAUGGAAGCUGUUCUGUUACUAUUCUUAUCUGCAGUGUUAGUAAACUCAAACUCCCAAGAACAACCUUUCGACGUUCGUCAACAUCUCUCUACUGUGACGAGGUAUGGUGCUGUGAAAGACAUAUCUGACAAUUCGUUUGUACCUUCUAACAUUGCAGACCAAUGUACUCCUAUUCAUUUAAAUCUUGUGGCAAGGCAUGGAACUCGUGCUCCUACCAAGAAAAGAAUAAAAGAGUUGGACAAUUUGGCCAUUCGUCUGGAAGUACUUCUGCAAGAUGCAAAAGAGCAGAAGUUGGAUUUGCAAAAAGUUCCUGCCUGGUUUUGGGGUUGGAAAUCUCCUUGGAAAGGGAAGCUCAGGGGUGGAGAAUUAAUUGGUGAAGGAGAAGAUGAACUAUAUCAACUUGCAAUCAGAAUCAGAGAAAAGUUUUCACAACUGUUUAAUGAGGAUUACCACCCAGACAUUUAUGCAAUAAAGGCAACCCAGAUUCCUCGGGCAUCAGCUAGUGCUGUGGCAUUUGGUAUGGGUCUGUUUAGUGGGAGAGGAAACCUUGGACCCGGGCAUCAUCGAGCUUUUGCAGUAACCAGUGAAAGCCGUGCAAGUGAUAGAUGGCUGAGAUUCCAUGAUUGUUGUCAGAACUACAAGGCCUUUAGGAAAAGUCAGGAGCCUGCUGUUCAAAAGCUUAAGGAACCUAUCUUGGAUGAAAUUACCCAUGCAUUAGUGAGGCGUUACAAGCUGAAUUUUACUAGACAAGAUACGUCUUCUCUCUGGUUUUUGUGCAAAGAGGAAGCAUCUUUAUUGAAUAUAACUGACCGAGCUUGUGCUUCGUUCACUCCAUCUGAGGUUGCUUUGCUGGAGUGGACUGAUGAUUUGGGACUGUUCAUAUUAAAGGGUUAUGGUAAUGCGUUAAACUACAGGAUGGGAGUGCCAUUGCUUGAAGAUGUUGUUCAGUCCAUGGAACAAGCUAUUAAAGCCAAGGACGAAGAACAUGCUCCUGGCAGUUACGAAAAGGCUAGACUGCGAUUCGCUCAUGCAGAGACUCUGGUUCCAUUCUCAUGUCUGCUUGGGCUCUUUCUUGAAGGAUCUGAGUUUGAAAAAAUACAGAAGGAACAGCCUUUGCAACUCCCUCCAAAGCCUCCUCAUAGAAGAAAUUGGAGAGGCAGUACGGUGGCGGCUUUUGCUGGGAAUAAUAUGCUGGCACUUUAUAGUUGUCCGGACAAGUCUUCAAGCAAGUACUUUGUUCAAGUUCUACAUAAUGAACGUCCUGUUCCAAUGCCAGGUUGUGAUAAUUCCGAUUUCUGUCCAUUUGAAGUUUUCAAGGAAAGAAUAGUUGCUCCUCAUCUAAAGCAUGACUACAACACGAUCUGUAAUUUGAAGUCAGAACAACAAGAGCAGAUCCCUUUCACCAGUAAGUUGUCACAAAUGUUUCGUUGGCUCUUCUCGCAAAGGAGCAAUGAUGACACACGGUCUGCCAAAGCAGAGCUAUAGCUUGUUUUUCAAAAAACAGACACAUAACUCUUACAUCCUUUUUUCCUUGUGGCAUUGCUUCUUAGCUUGAUUUUCAGAUGUAGGCACGGGUGCCAUUUUCUUACAAGCCUAUAUAGGUCAUACAACUGGUUCACUUAGAGAUUUGAUCUCAAAGUUCUAGCUGUUAGGGCAUCUGAUAUGAUAUAUUUAUAUACCAUUCAAGUGCUUGUUCUUGUGUGUUUUGAGGGACCUGGAAGUUGUGAAUUUUGUAGCCACAUUGCCCAGGGACUUAAAUUUUAAGUAGCCUUUAAUUCAGAUAUCCAAUUAUCGGAUUA